Molecule: messenger RNA, 144 nt
Organism: Strongylus vulgaris
Lineage: Eukaryota; Metazoa; Nematoda; Chromadorea; Rhabditida; Strongylidae
Source: the annotation of a GenBank genome assembly
AUGGAUGGUGAAUCAUCGACAGAAGAUGAGCUGAGUGCGAUGCAGCGUGGACGACACCGUCGCAGCAGAUCAAGUCGCGGCGGAUCGCGGUCGUCGAUGGAUAUGGCACGACGCGAUCGAGGAAGUUUAUCGCCUUCAGUGCGG